This is a messenger RNA of Hansenula anomala, 741 nucleotides long. It is a transcript of the gene SCD6, whose product is annotated as Scd6p. Gene Ontology annotation, cellular component: P-body. Gene Ontology annotation, molecular function: mRNA binding. The transcript has 2 exons. Gene Ontology annotation, biological process: cytoplasmic stress granule assembly; P-body assembly. NCBI's taxonomy places the organism in Eukaryota, Fungi, Ascomycota, Saccharomycetes, Phaffomycetales, Wickerhamomycetaceae. The record is from RefSeq and is a predicted model, not a curated record. The coding region runs from base 1 to 741 and encodes 246 amino acids.
AUGUCGCAAUAUAUUGGAAGAACAAUCUCCUUAAUCUCCAGUAAAGGGAUCCGUUAUGUUGGUAUCUUGGAUGAUGUUAACGGUGAAGAAUCAACAGUCACUUUGAAAAACGUCCAACCUUUUGGUACUGAAGGUAGAUUAAACGAUCCUUCAAAAGAGAUAGCCCCUUCCAAUGACGUUUAUCCAGUCGUUGUGUUUAGAGGUUCAGAUGUUCAUGAUUUAUCAGUUUUAGAUGAUCCAGCUCCAACACCAACUCCAUCAACAAAUAAUCAACAAACUCAAUCACAACAAGUUCCAACCCCAACUCCAUCAGAAACAGCUACUCAACAAUCACCUCCAUCCCAACCAUCUUCAACAGUCCCACAACCUCAACCACAACCAACCCCUCAACAAAGACCACAAAGACAACAACAACAACAACAAAGAUAUGAUAAUUUUGCCUCAACUAGAGAAUUACCUAAAAAUGAUUUUGAUUUCGAACAAAACAAUGCAAAAUUUGAUGAUAAAGUUGAAGAAUUGAAGAAUGAGCAACAACCUGAACAAUCUGAACAACCUGAACAACCUGCAUAUGAUAAAAAAAAAUCAUUCUUUGAUACAAUUUCAAACUCGAAUGAUCGACCAGAAAGACCAAACUCCAACAAUGGAAAUAACCGUGGUGGAUUUAGAAGAGGUCGUGGUCGUGGUGGUAGAGGUCGUGGUAGGGGGAACUAUCGUGGUGAAUCAAAACCAGCAUGGGCUUAA